AUAUACCAACUCUAUGUCAUAGUUGAAAAUGGCUACGUCUUCAAUUUUCAGUCGGGCAAGCUAACUGCUACCAACAACAAACUCAUCGAUCUAGCGCUCAUGUCCACAUGUAGGCUUGUAGCCGAAGAAAUGAAGGGCGUCGCUCUGCGCACAAACACCAUCACCUUCACUACUGUGUACACUGAGGACAUGCGCAAAAGGGCAGGCCGCUUCAAUUCCAGAAUGGCAGGCUCGUACAACAUGAGAAGUCGCAUGCUCGAAUAUGCGUGGCCCUGCAUCACCACAGACAUCUAUCACGAAGUUGCUCGCGAGUAUCCACGGUUUCUGCCUCUCCUGGAU
Molecule: messenger RNA, 339 nt
Organism: Phialemonium atrogriseum
Lineage: Eukaryota; Fungi; Ascomycota; Sordariomycetes; Cephalothecales; Cephalothecaceae
Exons: 1
Source: RefSeq, a predicted model, not a curated record